Bradysia coprophila is the source of this 1100-nucleotide messenger RNA. It is a transcript of the gene Lst8, whose product is annotated as MTOR associated protein, LST8. Lineage: Eukaryota; Metazoa; Arthropoda; Insecta; Diptera; Sciaridae. Gene Ontology annotation, cellular component: TORC1 complex; TORC2 complex. Gene Ontology annotation, molecular function: protein binding. The record is from RefSeq and is a predicted model, not a curated record. Gene Ontology annotation, biological process: TOR signaling; regulation of actin cytoskeleton organization.
GUCAUGGUUUGAAAUAUUUUGAAAGACAGAUUUGCAGAUCAGUAAAAAAGUGAUUGCAAAACAUAAAACUUUAGACGAAAAUACCAAAGAAAUACGAAAAAUUGUAAAAAAGGAGCGUCAAAUUUUCUUAAAGUGCAUAAUGUCCUAUCCACAUGAAGAAAAGGAUCAACUACUUUUGGCAACCGGAGGAUACGACCAUACAAUUAAAAUCUGGUUAGCAGACACCGGGAAAUGUGUGCGAACAAUUUCUCACUCGGAUUCACAAAUCAACGCAUUGGAUAUAACAUCCGAUAAGAAGAUACUCGCUUCAUGCGGCUACCAACAUAUUCGACUGUACGAUUUGACAACAAAUAUGCCGCUAGUGAAUUUCGAACGAGUGUCAAAAAAUGUGAAUCGAGUAGGAUUUCAAGAAGACGGCAAGUGGAUGUAUACGGGCGGUGAAGAUUGUCGGGUUCGUUUAUGGGAAAUGAAUUCACAAAAUUGUAAACGAGUAUUCGAUUGCCAAACGCCAGUGAAUGCCGUUGUACUUCAUCCCAACGAAGUGGAAAUGGCUAUCGGUUCGCAGAACGGUUGCAUUUAUUUGUGGGACAUCAAUUCAGACUUGCACGAGCAAUUGUUUCCAGAAAACGAUGCUUCCAUUCAAGAUAUUGCUAUCAGUCCGGACGGAAUGUACUUGGCGUCGGUCAACAAUAAGGGAAAUUGUUACAUUUGGAGCCUAUCGUCGACGAAAGAUGGACGACUGAGUAAUUUGCAACCGAAAUUGAAAAUCGAAGCGCACAAACGAUAUGCGCUACGAUGUAAAUUUAGUCCGGACUCUCAAUAUUUGGUGACAACAGCUGGAGACUCUACAGCCAAAGUGUGGAGGACAUCUGACUUCAAGUUGGUAUGUGAAUUAAAGGAUGCUGAAAAUGCGAGAUAUUGGAUUUGGGAUACCGCGUUCAGUGCAGAUUCAAAGUAUCUGUUCACAGCAUCAUCAGUCGGGAAAGCCACACUAUGGAAAAUAGCCGAAAAGAAGGUGGAACGGGAAUAUUAUGGUCAUCAAAAAGCAGUGACUGCUUUAGCUUUUCGUGAAUAAAUUGCAGCAAUUGAUUUGUUUUAAA